CUUGGUUCAGCCUCCUGCUGUCAGAACGGAGGAACCAGGACAGUCCAACUCAGACUGGAGACGACAAGAGAGCAGAGACGAAGGAAACUGUUUUCGCUGUCGAUGAGCCGGCGUGAAGAGUGGGGGCGAGCGACAUUGAAUAACACAAACGGAGAGAGAGAGCAGCUGGAAGGACGGAGAGCUUUAGUGAAAAAGAGGAAGGACGGAGCAUGAAGAAGCAGCUGAGGAUCUGAAAACUGGUUGCCAUGGGGAACACAGACAGUCACAGCAGCUUCACCUCUCACGUCAAACCCUGCGGCUCUUCCAGGUUUUCUACCAAGAAGGAAGAGGUACCCUCUGCCCGCAGCUGGUGGAGGAGCAGCCAAAGCAGCGGGAGGAGCCGGGGUCAGGGCUGCCUGAGCCAGCAUGGCUCCUGGCAUUAUGAGUCUGCACCCAAAGGAGCCAGAGGCGGCGCCAAGCAGAGCGCAGGCUCCCCACAAAGGUUCAACCAGGGUGAUCGGUCGCAGGGCGGCCGCAGGAGUCCAUUUGGAUUCCAGGGGACUGAUGGUGAUCAGGCGUCCCUGCAGUGUGGUGGUAGUCCCAAGGUUCUGCUCAGCAAAGAUGGCAGCAUGAGGGUGGAGUUCACUAAUGCCAGGGUGGUUCCUGUUGAGUCACAGGGGCCACCUCCCACCAACAUUAUCUCAGAGUCAUCCCACCGCACCAGCAAAGGCAGCUCGUUCAGUUCUGAGGGGUCUUGGUAUGACUCACCAUGGGGCGCCACCAGUGAGCUGACUGACAAUGUGUUUGUUAGCUCAGGGCAGAGUGUCGACACCAGCAGCGGCUACAACACAUGCUCUUCCACUCAGGUGGAGGACAUCUCACCUGGAUUUAGAUCUGCCCUCCUGUUCCCUGCGGCAGAGAACACCAACGGCCACAACAGCUGCUCCUCCGGUCGCACAGAGGACAGCGGCAUCGGGGACUCUGUGAUCCUUCAGCCGGACCUCCAAGACCUCAGCCUGGUUUCACCCUCUGACUUCCACAGCAAACACAACAUGCUUCCAGCCUUUCCCACUUCAUCUGACUCCUUCCUGCAGAAGCAGCCAGCAACCACCACCACCACAUCCUCCUCUUCCUCAGUGAUGGAUGAAGUCAUCCAGGAAGAGGAGGCAUCCGUUGGCUUCUUAGAGGCGCGGUACUACUCGCGCACGUUGCCCGCCCGCAAAGCUGAACCUGGGAUCGCCGCCUUCUCUGGGAACAACCGGAAAGACUUCCUGAAGAGUCGAAUCAGACAGCUGAGCGACUGGACGGGGAGUUUGAGCCGGAAGAAGAGGAGGAUCCAGGAGCCGCACAGCAGCGAAACUUCUGACAUCAUUAGCACACUGAAAGUUAGUGGUCCUUGGUCUUCCAACCCUCUCCUCCACCUGAACCAGAACCAGUUCCCUCCAGCACACUGGGACUUCUCCAGGGGCCUGAACCAGAACCAGAACCAGAGCAGUGAUGCUCAGCGACAGAACGUCUACAGAAACUUCAUGCAGGAGCUGGAGACGGGCUGCAGCAGCGUGGUCGACCGGACCGAGCCGUCAGAGGAGGACGAUGAUGGAGAGGAGGAGAUGGAUGAGGAGGCAGGAGGAGAGCUGGAUGUUCUGUUGGAGAAAGAUCAGGGUGUGGUGCGGCGAGCAGGAUGGCUCUACUUCAAAGCUCUCAUCACCGUCAACAAGGACAGGAAGCUGGAGCUCGUCGCCCGCCGGAGGUGGAGGCGCUACUGGGUCACACUGAAAGGCUGCAGUCUGCUGUUUUAUGCGACAUUCGGGCGGAGCAGCGGCGGCGCCGAGCAGGAACUUUCUCCUCGGUACGCUCUGUUGGCGGAUGACAGCAUCGUCCAGGCCGUGCCCGAGCAUCCUCGCAGGGAGCACGUCUUCUGUCUGAGCAACUCGCAUGGAGAUGUCUACAUGUUCCAGGCCACUAACCAGACGGACCUGGAGAACUGGGUGACUGCAAUGCACUCGGCCAGCGCCGCCCUGCUGGCCAGGCGUCAGGGGAAGGAGGACACGCUGCGGCUGCUGCGCUGCCAGAGGCGCUCGCUGCUGCACAAGAUUGACAUGGAUGGGAAGAUGAAGAAGAUGGCCGAGCUGCAGCUGUCUAUCAUCAAGGACCAGAAGAAUCGGAGGGCGGUGGAGAGCCAGAUCCAGCAGUGGGAGCACAACCUGGAAAAACUGAACCUGGAUCUGUUUCGGCUAAGGUGUUACCUAUCCAGCCUGCAGGGCUCUGAGCUGCCGAACCCAAAGAGCCUCCUGGCCGUGGCCAGCCGUCCGUCGAAGGCCACGCUGGGUCGGCUGGGAGUCUUCUCCGUGUCCUCCUUCCAUGCUCUGGUGUGCAGUCGGGAGGAGGGAACGCUGCAACGGCGCUGUAGGUCAGUCUCAGGAGGAUCUGGCAGGAGAGGGCUGCCAUCCUCCCUGAAGUCUCUAACCAGACCGAACCAAGAUGGGAAACACUCGGACCACCAGGUUCUCCAUCAUCAUGUCUCUGCACCAUCUGUUCAGCUCGUUCCUGCUGUCUGCUGGUCAGAGACUUUGACCUGCGUGUCCAAACAACGGGAGGUGCUGCCCUCUGCAGGACAUGUGGCAAAACCGCAGCUGAGUGAGGAGCAGCAUCCUUCAACUGUUGGGGUCUUCAGUCUGCACAUCUGUCGACCCAACACAGACCAGGACUUUGGUUUUGCGGUGACGGGUCACGUGGACGGAGAGGGUAAUAGUCAUGUGUUCGUCAGUGAGGUUGAUCCUCUGGGACUGUCAGCCGGAGAAGGCCUCCUGGCCGGAGACGAGGUCCUCGCGGUGAACGGGUCUGCUGUGUCCGGACUGGACCUGGACCUCCUACAGACCCUCUUCAAACACCAGAAUCUCCAGCUACUGCUGAGCAGAGAUGAGCCUCCAGACCUCGAGGAGCCUACCGUCGUAUGGCCUGACCCCACUGACCCCACUGACCUCUGGGUCAAACAGUCGGCUCCCAACCACCUCCAUACCUGGACCGCAGAUGCCCCGCCUCCUGCUGGUGCUGGGACCUCCGUGGCGUCGACCCAGAAGUCACCUGAACAGAACACGGAACGGGUCUUCUCCUUGUACCAGACCUUCCCAGAGAGCAGAACGUCAGAUGUCGACGUUCCCAAAAAUCCGUACAGCAGAGCGGACAGUCUGCAGCACGCGAGCCCUGUCCACCUGGGCGUUUGUCAGCGCCUGCGGAAAGUCAUCCAGGAACUGGUCGACACAGAGAAGUCCUACGUCAAGGAUCUGGUCUGUCUGUUCGACGUCUACCUGACGCCGCUGCAGAGCGAGACCUUCCUCAGUAAAGACGAGAUGGAGGCGUUGUUCGGCAGUCUGCCGGAGAUGUUGGACUUCCAGAGAGUUUUUCUCCAAACGCUGGAGGAGAGAAUCUCCGCCUGUCCGAACUUCAGCAACUUGGAAACUCCUGAACAGUUUAAAAUGCUCCUCUUCUCAUUGGGUGGAUCCUUUCUUUAUUACGCCGACCACUUCAAGCUCUACAGCGGCUUCUGUGCCAACCACAUCAAAGUCCAGAAGGUUCUGGAGAGAGCAAAAACAGACGGAGCCUUCAAGCACUUCCUGGAGACGAGGAAUCCGACCAAUCAGCACUCGUCUUCUCUGGAGUCAUACCUGAUCAAACCUGUUCAGAGAGUCCUGAAGUACCCACUGCUGCUGAGAGAGCUGGUGUCCCUGACUGAUGCUGAGAGCCCCGAACACACACACCUGACAGAGGCGCUGAGAGCAAUGGAGAAGGUAGCAAGUCACAUCAAUGAGAUGCAGAAGAUCUACGAGGAUUAUGGUUGUGUGUUUGACCAGCUGGCAGCAGAGCAGAAUGGAGCUGACAAACAGGUAACAGAGAUCUCCAUGGGAGAGUUUCUGGUCCACUCGUCGGUGGUCUGGUUGAACCCUCUGCCAUGUCUGCGACGCCUGAGGAAGGAGCCUCAGCUCACGCUGUUCGUGUUCAAACGAGCCGUCAUUCUGGUUCAUCGUGAGAACAAAUUGAAGAAAAGGAUGACGAGCUCCCGCUCAGCUGAUCUGGACCCCUUCAGGUUCCGCUGGUUAAUCCCAGUUUCAGCCCUUCAGAUCCGACCGGGCAACAUCCCAGGUUCACAAGACCCGUGUGUGUGGGAGCUGGUUCAUAGCAGGUCAGAGGUGGAGGGUCGACCCGAGAUGGUCUUCCAGCUGUGCAGCAGUGAUUUGGAGACAAAGUCUGCUUUGCUGCGAGCUCUGACUUCCCUGCUCAAAGACCGAGCCCCUGGUUCCUCUCUGAGGAGAACCAAGCAGUCUACGGCUGAGAGGAGCAGCACCUGGAGGAGGAGGCAUAGACAAGGCCGCACUGACCUCCAGGGAAUAACUCCUCAUCCUUCAGAGGAGAGCUACAGACCAAACGGCCUCCUGGAUGAAACCUGCUCAGAACCUCUGCUGCCGAGCCACUCCGGAUCCUCAGGGAUGAGGCCCAGGCUCUGCUCGCUGACCGGUGAUCUGGAGGCUCAGCUGCAGCGCCUCAACUUUUCUGAGGAGGCUCAAGGAGCAAUGCGUCACGUGGACGAGGAGAAGAGGUGUAGCUCAAGUCUGCGACGGGGUCCUGAAGGUGAAGGACAGGACUUCAGCAACUUUGUGGGGAGAGACUUCAGCGUUCAGAGCAUGGCGUCCAUAAUCAACGAGGACUGCUUCUACGACUCGGUGCUGGGGAUCCAGACGGACAGCUUUACCCUGCUGACAUGAGCCUGAAGUCCCGAUGAUGGACUGAGAACAGAUCCAGGUCCUUCUGAUUGGCUGCGGCAGGAGAACACCUCCACCUGGUUUUUAACAGAAACCAGCAGAUGUUCCAGGUGCUGAAGCUCAACAAGGUCCUGAAUUCACAGAUGGGGAAUUUUCAUCAAACUGGAUCCAAUUUUGGAGUUUCUUUUUUCUUCGAUGUAGAAAAAUGUUGAAGUUUACAUGAAGUUGAGCAGCGUUUAAACGAAAAAAAACCCCAGAGUUUUAUAUACGAGAAAAAUGUUUAGAAAAGUUUUUUCUCUGAAUUCUCCUGAAUUUAGCAAAAUCAGACGUUUUAUUGGUGAAAAAAUCCUCAUAACUAAUUAUCAACUUAUAAUUUCCAGUAGACCUCUAAAAAAUUUAUUUUAUUACAUAAUUAGUUUUUGUCGUAAGAAUCAUCCUGAAGUUCUGGUCAGAUCCGAUGGAAAUUUGAUUGCAGUUUAAACAAAAAUACACUGAUACUCUCUACCAGUUUAACCAUUAAUAUCACUGGUUUUAGCUCCAAUUUUUAUCACAAAUUACAAAUUUCUCUUCUCAGAUGGCAAAAUAUAUUUAGUUGUUACAAUUCAAAUUUUUGUUUGUAAAGUAGUAUUUCUAAUCUAACAAAAUUUUUAGGAUUAUUUCCUUUUGUAAAAUACAAAAGUUUUAGAUCUUUGCUGCAGUAACUGGUUAUUUCAUAUGAAAUUAUUUAUUCAUAAAAUAUUUAUGGAAAAAACUGACUAAAGUCAAAACGUUUUGUGAAAAUAUUUCAUGUAUUAAUUCUCUAAAAUGUUUUAAAUCAUUUAAAACGUUUCUUCCCUUGAUUAAAUUCAUUUCUUGAACUGUUGUCUGAGAGCAGAACCUUUGAGAUCCAACAAACCGGCACCAUUAGGAAACCUGAAACGAAACCAAUAAUUAUUUUCAGACUUUCAGAUUUUUGUUUUUUUUCUGUCUUAAAUAUGAUACGUGAACUUUAUGGAAACAUCGCAGCCAUCACAUUUAAAAACAAAUAAACCAGAACGGGAAAAACUUGUUUUGUUUUUUUUUGCCUCAUAGACAAACUGGAAACCACUGAAGCAUUUUUAGUCAUGAUGGAUUUAUUUAUUUUAUUCUGGAAGGAGGAGAUUUAAUGAGAAACAUGUGAGAUGAUGGAGCUGAGCUUCAGUUUGUCGAGUUUAUAAGGACCCAAAGUGAAGUUCUCUCAUUGGAGAACUCGACGUGUUCUCCUGGAUCACCAGAAAGCUUCGAUUUUUCCAUUUUCCUGACUGAAACCAGCCAAAUGUUGGGGUUUGGAUCCAGCAUUUUUUAUAUUUUAUAAAUGGCUGUGUUGUUAAUAUCCUUCUGUGUACAGUUUAAGCUCCAGCUGUAAAUGGUCUUGUUUUAUUUGACAAAAGCGGUUUCUGGAUAAAACUCUAGAGCCGCUGCUCCAGAUUAAAGCCUUUUGUACGUCUGCCACCAUCUCUUAAUGUAUUUAUAUUGUGUUUAUUUCUAUUGAAAGUGACUGUUUCAUUAUGAAAUGAAAAAAGCUUUUGGUAAUUUAUUUUCUUAAAUAUUUGAGGACUUCUGUAAAUGAGGAGGUGCUGUUAAACACAGACAAACUGCAAAACAUUUCAAUAAAGAGGUUUUUGAUGCCAA
Messenger RNA from Girardinichthys multiradiatus, 6386 nucleotides. It is a transcript of the gene tiam2b, whose product is annotated as rho guanine nucleotide exchange factor TIAM2. Gene Ontology annotation, molecular function: guanyl-nucleotide exchange factor activity; protein binding. Gene Ontology annotation, cellular component: synapse; membrane. The transcript is spliced from 25 exons. Gene Ontology annotation, biological process: activation of GTPase activity; positive regulation of axonogenesis; small GTPase-mediated signal transduction. The record is from RefSeq and is a predicted model, not a curated record. NCBI's taxonomy places the organism in Eukaryota, Metazoa, Chordata, Actinopteri, Cyprinodontiformes, Goodeidae. The coding region runs from base 246 to 4739 and encodes 1497 amino acids.